Helianthus annuus (common sunflower) is the source of this 2281-nucleotide messenger RNA. Its product is annotated as probable methyltransferase PMT21. The transcript has 8 exons. Lineage: Eukaryota; Viridiplantae; Streptophyta; Magnoliopsida; Asterales; Asteraceae. The coding region runs from base 358 to 2136 and encodes 592 amino acids. Gene Ontology annotation, molecular function: methyltransferase activity. Gene Ontology annotation, cellular component: trans-Golgi network; endosome; cytoplasm. The record is from RefSeq and is a predicted model, not a curated record.
AUUGAAGAGUGAACACAAGGAGAGAGAAGACAGAACAUUUAGUUUUCAUUUACUUUAUUUCCCUUAAUAAAAAUAAUAAUAACAAAAAUAGAAAAUUCAUAAAAAAAAGAGUUAAAAAUAAAGACAACCAGGCAGAAGAUGUUAAACAAGUAAUCAUCUAAUAAAUGUAUGCAUUUAACUAUGUAUACAUACAUGUAGGGACACCCCCAUCUCCUUCAUUUUCUUCAUCAAGAUAUUAUAAUCAUCAUUUUUUUUCUUGGACUUCGUUCCAGAAACCACUGAAUCUUUGUGUUUGCUUAUGCUUCACUAAUCUCUCCCACAAAUUUGGGGAUCUAUUUACAAUUUGCAGAAGAUAAAAUGGAGCUUAAAGAUCAUAACCAAGGAAGGUUACGUGAUCAAAUAUCAAAGGUUGUGACAGUGGUAAUAAUACUUGUGUUGUGCCAUUUUUCAUUCUAUCUUGGUGGCCUUUUUUGUUCCAUGAAGUAUGAAUUUGUCACUAAAGAAAUUGCGAAAUCCAUUGAAUCUUCGGAAAUGACUCUUUCUUCUUCGGUCCAAGUGGAAUUUGUUUCAUUCCCACAAUGCAGUGCUAAGUUACAAGACUAUACGCCUUGCACAGAUCCUAAGAGAUGGAAGAAAUACGGAAAACAAAGGCUUACAUUCAUGGAACGCCACUGUCCACCAGCUUUCGAUAGGAAAGAAUGCCUGGUACCACCACCUGAUGGCUACAAGGAGCCGAUCAGAUGGCCAAAGAGCAAAAACGAAUGUUGGUACAGGAACGUUCCGUAUGAGUGGAUUAACAAACAAAAAUCUAACCAACAUUGGUUACGAAAAGAAGGGGAGAAGUUUUAUUUCCCCGGUGGUGGUACUAUGUUUCCUGAUGGUGUAGGUGCAUAUGUUAACCUUAUGCAAAACUUGAUUCCGGGAAUGAAAGAUGGGACAAUUCGUACUGCUAUUGAUACCGGUUGUGGGGUUGCUAGUUGGGGAGGUGACUUGCUCGAUCGUGGGAUUCUUACAGUUUCUCUCGCUCCAAGAGAUAACCACGAGGCACAGGUUCAGUUCGCCCUAGAACGUGGGAUUCCCGCCAUUCUUGGAAUCCUAUCAACACAUCGUCUCCCUUUUCCGUCAAGUUCAUUUGAUAUGGCUCAUUGCUCUAGAUGCUUGAUCCCAUGGACAGAAUUUGGUGGAGUUUACCUUAUUGAGGUACACCGAAUCCUUCGUCCCGGAGGCUUUUGGGUCCUAUCAGGCCCUCCCAUAAACUACGAGAAACAAUGGAGAGGUUGGGACACAACUAUAGAAGAACAAAAAACUAACUACGAGAAACUACAAGAGCUUCUUACUUCAAUGUGUUUCAAGUUAUACAACAAGAAAGACGACAUUGCAGUGUGGCAAAAAUCCUCAAACCAAAGUUGCUACAAACAACUUGAUACUCCCAACAACUACCCACCAAUAUGCGAUGAUUCGAUCGAACCAGAUUCAGGAUGGUACACUCCCUUGAGACCUUGUGUCAAUGUUCCCGACCAAAAAUACAAGAAAUCGAGCUUGCAGUUGAUUACAAAAUGGCCCAAAAGAUUGCAUGUGACUCCAAAACGGGUUGCUAGUGAUGGUGCAUUUAAGCAAGAUGACAACAAGUGGAAAAUUCGAGUGAAUUACUACAAGAAGUUGCUUCCGGUUAUAGGAACCGAUAAAAUCAGAAAUGUAAUGGAUAUGAAUACAGUUUAUGGCGGUUUGGCUGCGGCUUUAGUCGAGGAUCCACUUUGGGUCAUGAAUGUUGUUUCCUCGUAUGCUCCCAAUACACUUCCGGUGGUCUUCGAUAGGGGUCUCAUUGGCACUUUCCAUGAUUGGUGUGAAGCGUUCUCAACGUAUCCUCGGACAUAUGAUCUCCUUCAUGUAGACGGCCUCUUCACAACCGAAAGUCAUAGAUGUGAUAUGAAAUACGUGUUAUUGGAAAUGGAUCGGAUCUUAAGGCCAAAGGGGUAUGCGAUCAUUAGGGAAUCAAGCAACUUUGUAGAAGCGAUCGCAACAAUAGCAAAAGGAAUGAAAUGGGAUUGUUUUAAAGAAGCCACCGAGUAUAAUAUUGAGACCGAGAAGGUUCUGAUUUGCCGGAAGAAACUUUGGUACUCGCAGCAGAGCGCAUAAUAGACCCUACCGAAAACAACAUUGUUUUUGUAGCAUAGGAUGUAAGGUCAAUAAAAUGACACAGGCAUAUGUGUAACAAGUGUAAGGUGGCUUUUUGUUUUUUUAUAGCAUGAGAUACAAGUUAUGAAAGUUUUAUUCUUGUGGA